AUGUCCUUGGCCUUCCCUGUGGGCCGGAGGAGGGGCUCCAAAGCCAUCCCAGGGUGCUCUGAGGAAGAAGGACCCAACCUGUGCCGGGAAGGCGACCAGAGCUUGAGCCAGAGCUCCAGCCUGGUGGUCCCUGAGCAGCCUCCCACUAGAAAGAAGCCCUUCAGGUGCUUGGAAUGUGGGAAGACCUUCAGCAGGAGUACCACCCUCCUCACCCACCAGCACAUCCACACUGGGGAACGUCCCUACCCGUGUGGGGAAUGUGGGAAGAGCUUCAGGCAAAGUUCCAACCUUAUCCAACACCAGCGCAUCCACAGUGGGGAAUGGCCCUACACAUGUAGGGAAUGUGGGAAGGGCUUCAGUGACAGCUCCAACCUCUGUACCCACCAGCGCAUCCACACUGGGGAACGUCCCUACAAGUGUGGGGAAUGUGGGAAGAGCUUCAGGCAAAGUUCCAACCUUAUCCAACACCAGCGCAUCCAGAGUGGGGAAUGGCCCUACACAUGUAGGGAAUGUGGGAAGGGCUUCAGUGACAGCUCCAACCUCCGUACCCACCAGCGCAUCCACACUGGGGAACGUCCCUACAAGUGUGGGGAAUGUGGGAAGAGCUUCAACUGCAACUCCAACCUCCUCAGCCACCAGCGCAUCCACACUGGAGAACGUCCCUACAGGUGUGGGGAAUGUGGGAAGAGUUUCAGACACAGCUCCACCCUCCACUCCCACCACCACAUCCACACUGGGGAACUGCCCUACACGUGUUGGGAAUGUGGGAAGAGCUUCAACUGCAGCUCCAACCUCCUCAGCCACCAGCGCAUCCACACUGGGGAGCGGCCCUACACAUGUGGGAAAUGUGGGAAGAGGUUUCAGACCAGCUCUCAUCUCCUCAGACAUGAGCGGACGCACACGGAUGGGAGGCCCUUCCGCUGCACCGACUGCGGGAAGGGCUUCAAGCAGAACUCCACCCUCCUCACCCACCGGCGCAUCCACAGCGGGGAGAGGCCCUACAAGUGUGGGGAGUGUGGGAAGAGCUUCACCGACAGCUCUACCUUGACCAAACACCAACGGACCCACCAGUAAGGGAAGCCCUGCCAGUGCCCCGACUGCGGGAAGAGCUUCGGCAGUAGAACUGACACGCAGAAAAGGUUUCAAAAGGUCUUCAGGAUUUUGAGUAUCUGCACUCCAACAUCAGUUUAUUCUUUUGAAUAUGUGUAAGUUUAACCUUAUUUUAGUCUGAAAGCCAAAUUCACCACUACCCCAUUCUCUGAUAACUGUAGGUUGAUUCUGACAAGUGAGGCAGAAAUUACCCACUGCCCAGCAAAAACCAGUGGGGCCAGCCAGUGGUCUCUGCCUUGGCAGCCCAGUUUCCUCAGUCUCAUCUCAAAAUGACCAGUUACACUGAAGCAAAGGGCACUGGAACCAGUGCAACAAGCCCCAGUCUGACUUUCACACCUGCCCACGUGUCCUGUUUUCUGCUGCUCUACAGACUUCCUUGUUUAAAAUACAAUGGAAAAAUGAACAGGUUUUGGGGUUGUUUUGGUUUUGGGCUUGGUUUCUUUUCCCCCCACUGUUCUCAUUAACCUCAUUUCAAAUCUAUUUCGGUGUUUGAAGAUGAAAUAAAAUUUUGAAUGAUUUUUAAUGU
Pseudopipra pipra is the source of this 1636-nucleotide messenger RNA. RefSeq names its product zinc finger protein 239-like. Gene Ontology annotation, biological process: regulation of transcription by RNA polymerase II. The transcript has 2 exons. The record is from RefSeq and is a predicted model, not a curated record. Bases 1 to 1074 code for a protein of 357 amino acids. Lineage: Eukaryota; Metazoa; Chordata; Aves; Passeriformes; Pipridae. Gene Ontology annotation, molecular function: DNA-binding transcription factor activity, RNA polymerase II-specific; RNA polymerase II cis-regulatory region sequence-specific DNA binding.